AUAUCUCUCACAUGAGUCUUCUUUGUGUUCUCUUACAGUGGCAAACAUCCUGUGGAGAGAAGAAGGUCUGGGGAUUGGAAACAUGUUCUAUGUGUUUUAUGAGGACGGUAUUAAAGUCAUCCAGCCAGUGGCCUGUGAGAUUCAGAGACACAUCAAACCCAGCGAGAAGCUUCUUGGCCUGCAGGAGGAGGUCUGUCCACAAGUGGAGGGAGAGAAGGAUCAGAAAUGUGUGUGGACAUCAGCCGUCAAUGUGAAGGACAAGUUCAUUUAUGCCACACAGCCUUUGCUAAACAGGUUGCUCAUUGUAGACAUCCAAUCCCAGAAAGCUGUUCAGACUGUGAGCACCGACAGGGUUCCAGUGAAGCUGCACUAUGACAAGUCUCAUGACCAGGUUUGGAUCCUGAGCUGGGGAGAUCUUGAGAAAAACUUUCCAACCCUCCAGGUGAUCAGCCAAGCCAGUGGAAGCACGUCCCACCACACCAUCCACACCCAGCCAGUUGGCCAUCGCUUCGACAGGGUGGAGGAUUUCUUUAUUCCUCCCAUAAGCCUCACCAUCAAUCACAUCAGGUUUGGUAUCAUCCUCCACAAGAAUGAACCAGCUCUUCAUAAGAUCGAUUUGGAAACCACCUCCUAUGUGAAAAACAUUAGUCUGCAGCAGUACGAUUGCAUCCCACAAUCCCUCUCCUACAUGCACCUGGGCGGAUACUACUUUGUCAAUUGUCGGCCAGACUCAACAGGUGCGGUACGGCCACAAUUAAUCAUCGAUACUGUAACAGACAAUGUCAUCGGUCCAAAUAGGGAUGUGAGCGGCACACCUUAUGUCUCUCCUGAUGGCCACUAUUUAGUGAGCGUGGAUGACCGUGACGGGCUAAUGCGCUUGCAGCAUGUGUCCGUGCGGGGUGAGAUCGGCCAACCCUUUGACAUUCACACCAACCUGCACCUGUCCGAUCUGGCCUUCAUGCCCUCUUUCACUGAGGCUAACCAGUAUAACGUGUUCGGCAGCUCGGGCCGCCAGACGGAUGCUCUUUUUGUGGAGCUCAGCACCGGUAACGUCAAAAUGAUCAAGAGCCUAAAGCAGCCUACGCCGGCUGCUCAGUGGCCUUGGAAUCACCAAAACAGGGUCAUGACUGGCAGCGGGCUGUUCGGACAGUAUCUCAUGACCCCGUCUCAAAGCUCCCUGUUUAUUCUGGAUGGGCGGCUGGAUAAACUCAACUGCGAGAUCACCGACGUUCCCUUGGGAAAUACUGUGGUGUGGGUGGGAGAGCCGUAAGCCAUUUUAUAGGGGCUUGAGAGGGAAACAAACAAACAGGUUGCACUGAAUUUGGUUUCCAUUUAAUUUAUUGAGAAUAAAAUAAGUCUCAAAGUUUGGAACAAAAACCAAAAUUG
Messenger RNA from Sinocyclocheilus grahami, 1386 nucleotides. RefSeq names its product follistatin-related protein 5-like. The transcript has 6 exons. Bases 83 to 1270 code for a protein of 395 amino acids. Lineage: Eukaryota; Metazoa; Chordata; Actinopteri; Cypriniformes; Cyprinidae. The record is from RefSeq and is a predicted model, not a curated record. Gene Ontology annotation, molecular function: protein binding.